Molecule: messenger RNA, 351 nt
Organism: Symbiodinium sp. CCMP2592
Lineage: Eukaryota; Dinophyceae; Suessiales; Symbiodiniaceae
Source: the annotation of a GenBank genome assembly
AUGGGAUGCCUUAGAUCCCGGACCUGGGCCCAGGCUUCGAAUCUCCAGGGACAAAGCUUCAAGAUGUGCGGCCGCCAGGACAUGUUGCAAAAUGCCGCAGGAGCGAAACCAGAUUGGCAAACGACUCGUGCUCUUCUUGCUCUCCGACAAGGCAGGAUCCGCCAGACCGCAGUUCGCAACGAUGGCAAUCGCCCGGUCGCAAACCUCUCGGGCAGCAGUCCCACCAGCCAGACAAGCCAUGCUAGCGGCGCAUCGAAAACGGUGCGUCGAGAUGUGAAGCCAUUGCUGAAGGCGGCAACAAGCGGCAACAUCGGAAGGAGUCCGGCUGCGCAGCCGACCGAUCUCCAGUGA